This is a messenger RNA of Tigriopus californicus, 6499 nucleotides long. Its product is annotated as protein split ends-like. Lineage: Eukaryota; Metazoa; Arthropoda; Copepoda; Harpacticoida; Harpacticidae. The record is from RefSeq and is a predicted model, not a curated record. The transcript is spliced from 8 exons. The coding region runs from base 258 to 6359 and encodes 2033 amino acids.
UUUACUUCGUGUUUUGAUAAUUUCCUCAGUCAGGUUUUGAACUCGAGGGUGCAGAAAGUGGCGAGUGUCAACUUAGAAGUGAAACAGUGGCGAAAAAGAAACAAAUUAUAUUGACUUACUAGUUGUGUUCGACUUCCGAUAGUAGGACUAUGGUUAGUGAGGCUUCAUUGGGCGAUGUUCGAUGGUGUGUUGUUUGAUGGAGUGUAAUUAUUGGACCGAAAUCCGUAUUUGACAAGACAACGACGACACGAAUCGUCAUGACCACCCCUAGCGAUCCCAAAUUGGGUCAUGGAGACGUGCUGACGCGUUUGGACAGUCUGCUUCAGCAAGCAGGUCCGAAUUGCGACGAUCCCAAUGUCUCGGGUCCCAUCCUUCCAACGACAAAAAGCUCUGGCGAGUCGUCGAUCUCGAAGUCGUCCAUUUCUCAAGUCAAGGGGAUCUUGAGAAAACCCAAUGGCCAAGCGAAGAAGUCAGCCCCCAAAUCGGGCCGAAGAAUCCGGUUUCCUGAAAAGGGCGAGGAUAUGAACGAGGUCAUUGGGUAUGGAGGCGUGGAGGAACUGUAUUCCGAGGAUGAGGACGACAGUCACACCACCGGUCAUGGGAGCCUUUCCAAGCUAUCCUCAUCUUCUAACAAGAAAGCUGGAUUGAGCGAAGCGGAAGAAUUGACAUUGGAGGAAAAGAACUUUCUCAACCUCACUAAGAAGAACACGAAUUUCAAUUCCAGGGCGGAGAACCUUUGUGAUGAAGGCACGGCCGUUCGUCUAGGGGCUGAGAAGAAAUCCAAUCCUCCUUUAAUUACCGUGAGACCUUUCGUCCAAGAACACACCCCGGGUCGUGUGAACAAAGUGUCACCCAUGAUCAACGGGCAGGUUGUGAAGACCACAAAGUUCUCGUCGCCCGAGCCCAAGACAACCACAGAACCGAGCCCCUCUGUGGUGCCAACCCAAAUUGUGGAGGAAAAAAGAGUAGCUGAAAAAGAUAAGACUAAUGAUGAGGGUUUGCAAGUGGAUUCAAGAAAAUCAGAGAAAGUGGGUUGUAGCCCGAGCCCCAGCCCAAGUAGUGGUAAUGAUACUACUACUAAUACUGCUGCUCGGAAAGACAGCUCUGAGGUAGAAGCUAAGCAGAUUGGAGGAGAAGUUAGAGAAGGAGGAGGAGGAGGAGGAGGAGGAGGAGGUGCUUGUGAUGCUCAACAUCAUCACAAUCCAGAAGAACCUCUUGACAAAAAUCUCCAAGUUAGUCGAGUGGGAAAAGCUAGUUUAGCUGCUGCUCGACUCUCAUUUUUGCAUGCCACCAUCUUGGACAAAGAGGAGGGAGAAAAAGAGCAUAAAAAGAAGUCGAGAACUAAUCAGCAAAUAACCCCUCCUGUCAUCCCCACUGGGCAAGGCAAAGAACAAAUGACACUUGAUUUAAGCGCUCCCCCUGAAGAUGCAAAAAUCCCUGAGCAGCCCUCACUUCCUGAUGCAGAGCCCAUCAUCGUCCAUGAUUUGGCCCCGCCAGCAGCGCCUGCAACCCCCCCAAGUGAGCAUCAUUCCCAACCUUCUUGCCCUUCUUCAUUAUCGGUUAAUGAACAACAAGAAGUUUCUCCCGCUAGUGGUAAAGCAAUCAAACUAACUCGUCGGAGUCCAUCCGUGUCCACCCCGCGAGCUGCGUCCAUCCUGAAAGGUACACCAAGGCCGACCAUCAUCAAGAAGGAGAAACCUAAGAUCCCCGAGAAGCCCAAGACUCUCAUUAAGAAGAUUUCAGCCCCACCUCCGAUCAAAAGUCAAGCUCCUUUACCCCCUGUGGUGACUAGAGAUUCCCCCCCGAUUAGCACCGCUCAGCUCGACGAUCAAGCAAAAAAGGCCAGUCCAAUUGCCGCUCCUCGGACGGCCUCGUUCCGCAAAUCCAAGGAGCCUCCGUCAGAGUACGCCAACAUCAAGGCUCAUAUCGAGAGGAAGCAUAGUAUGUGUGAGGCUAAUAAUAGUAUUACCGAGGUGAUUGUUGAGGAUGACACCAAGAUUGAAGUGCCGCUGAACCUUGCUCGUGUUGUUGACUCUGAGAGAAGCACGGGCAUAACCAACCGAAACGUGAGCCUUUCUGCCGCGGCAGAGUUCUACACUACCGAGGCUGAUGCUCAAAAUGAGGUGAUAUUUGAAGUGAGUGCUUCCAAGACUCGAGGUGAUCAUGAUCAUGAAGAGGAUGAGGGCGAUUAUGGGAGCAGUGUCAGAAGCACUCACCAUUUGGAGCCGGAUCUUAAUGAAGAAGGAAGUUCAAGUAAAUCGAUCCCGCCUACAGCACCCUCAUCAUCAUCAUCAUCUUCUUCUUCUUCUUCUUCAUCAUCCUCAUCGUCGUGUACUGCUCCGGCUUGUUUGGUUCCAGCCAGCUCAGAGAUGCAAGUCAGGAAGGAGCAACAAACCCAAAGGACUAAAGAGGUACUUGAGGAAAUUCGUAAAUCACUCGACUCGAAAAAAGCACCUUCAGAAGUGCAGGCAGAUCUCGAGUCUCAUCGUGAUAGUUCAAUAAGGAAUUUGGAUCGCGACGGCAACAAUGACAGUAAUAGUCCAAUCCCUUCGCAAGGAAAAAAUCAAUCCAUGAAAACGAAUGUCAUCUUCAAGGACGAGUCUGUUGUCGUGGCUGCGGACAACAAUACCGAUCGAGAGCCACAAAGUGACGUGUCACAUGGCCAAUGUGCGGAAAAGAUUAAGAUCCCAGCAUCUCGUUUUGAUGAUUUUGAUGAACAUGCCUCGGAAGCCAAUGGCCCCACGUCCUUUGCCGAGAAGCGAGCAGCGCUGGCCAAGACGUUGGAAUUUAAUCGCGUUGAGAGCCAUAUUCAUCGUCCGAGCACGAAACGUCAGGCUCCUCAGCCACCUCCAAGCGCACCACCAACGUCGUCCACAAUGACCAAAACAACGCCAGUUCUUGACAAUCCGAGUGCCAAGAGCCAUGUGAUUGACUCGGUGGAGACCACUUCGGAAACUCCAAGUCAUUCCCCACAACAAUCCAACGAAAACAUGCCGAAAGACACAUCGAUUCACAGAGAAACCACACCAUCCAACAACUACUCCCAUGAUGAAACGAAACAGCUCUCCUCCUCCUCCUCCUCUUCAUUCUUCUCGAAUUCUGUUGCGGAGGAGCCACAACAACGCAACGAAGAAGACGUCAGAGGCUCCAGCAGCAACUUUAACAGUUCUUCGGUUGUUUCUACUUCAUCAAGUCCGAGCAACAUCGCCAACCCACCAGAGUCGAUGAUGGUCAACAACAACGACAGUAGCUCGAAACCAGUGAAAAGUGCUCUGAGAGCUCCCAAUCAGUCUCUAGAUAGAAAUCGUGUGGUUCAGUUUAGUCCAGACACGAUGGACGCCCCAACAACACCCACACAUCACGAUAUCCAUAGCAAUCGAGCACCUAUUGGACCUAGCCGUGUAUCCGCCAUCCCGUAUGCCCGUUGGAUGGGAGCUGGACUUGGCGGACGAAGCAAUUCGAGUGUGAACCAUACUAGUAGUAGUUUCAUGCCCGGGGGAGCGCCGCACCAUCUCAUGCUCCACAAACCGCCAGCCAUGCUUUCUCCGCAUCAUAGCAGGUUGGCAAAGCAAUCAUCAGUGGUGAUUGAAAGCUCCUUCACCGGACAACCGAUCCAAAUGAUGACCAGGUCCUCUCUCAAACGGUCUCCUCACAAUGUUCCACUCACAUCCCAACAACAACAAAAGCAGCAGCAGCAGCAACAACAGCAACAACAACACUUGCAUCAGCAACAGCACAACCACCAGCAACACCAGCAACAACAACCAUCAACGCCACAACAACCCCAUUAUCCUCCGCCUGUGAUGAUGCUUACUUCUGGUCCAGGACGCGAUGACGAAGUGCGCCGAUGGACCGAGAAGAAGAAACGUUCCAAGUCGGUUCCACGAGGCUCGGAGAUUGAUGAGCUCAUGGGGAGUAGCAAAACCAAGCCUAAAACCCGCCUCUUCAUGGUGGGCUCGUCUUCACCCCCCACCAUCCGACGGCAGUCCCGCGUUGAGCUCUAUGAGGCGGAUCGUCGAAUGCAAAAGAAGAACAAAUUCUCGUUCACCAAACUCCUGAAGCAGUUCAAGAACGUCAACCAGAUUGAAGAGAGUCCUGCUCAACAGUUUAUGGACGAAGAGCAUGGCCGAGAGAUUAUCGAGCGUGAAAUGAGCAAACUCAAACCAACCAUCAUCCAUCCUAUCGACUUUCAGAACGGAUCACCUGUGGAGGUGGUCCCCAUCAGGCCCAAUCCCGGCCAUGUGUUUGAGAAGCAUAAAUCCGCCGGGGUUCGUAAAGGAGCUUCGCCUGUCAAAUCAUCCAUGGGAGCCGUGAAAGCCAAGGUCGAGUACACAGACUCCAAGGAUUCCGGCCAUGAGACAUCGUCCAAUCACACCGACAACUCGGAUCCAGAUUCAUCCUCGGAGUUCCAACACAGUCGCACGCCCAGUUCAGUGGAUGAAUCUGAAGAACCCACUAGUCCGUCAUCCCCUGGCGAGGAGGAUGACUCUGUUGUCGUGAAUGGCCGUCGAAAUUCCUCUUCAUCGUCUUUAAAUGGAAAGAACAAUCUCGUCGGGAAUCCAACCUCACCUGAGGCCCACCUGAGCACUUCCACUUUGGAAAAGGCUCUUCUCAAUGCUGCCCAACUCAAUGGUCGGCCCAAGCCUUUGCCUCCUCCUCGAAUUCAUUCCUUGGAGCCGUCCUCGGCCAGUGGGGGCGUGUCCUCGCCGUCGUCCUCCACAUCGUCUCAGGAUUAUGCCACGCCCCAAAUCACGCGCAAUGACGCGCCUCCGGGAAACGAAAGUUGCAGCAACCAUUAUGCAUCUAGUCCUGUUUUUGUCACAUCCAUGGCACCCGUUCAACAGCCUCCAAUUGGAUAUGUUCAAGCCGGAAAGAUGAGCCUGGGGGGAUCCUUAAAUGUGCCGGCUCUGAACUCCUCCAAUUUGCGAUCAAGUGAGGCUCGUCGAACCCCAUUGGACUCCACCAAAGAGGAGGACGAGAAUGUAGUAGACAAAGAGGCGAUGAUGAUACACGCAUCAUCAUCAUCAUCAUCAUUCUUGUCUACCAGCACUCUUCACCCUUCUCACUUAAUCGCGACCAACUGUGACGAGAAAAGUAUCAGUCAAGGAGCAAUCCUUGGAGAACAUCCCUUGAGCAAUCAUACUGGAUCGAUGUGUGGUAAAGGCAAGCUUGGAAAUAUUUCGGGCCGCCUGAGGAAAUCUAUUUCUUCCUCUUCGUCUGCUUCAUCGUCGUCAUCAUCAUCAUCGUCGUCGUCUACGGUCUCUUCGUCCGCAUCAAGAUGUUUUUCUUCUUACUCGCAAGACAGCAAUUACGAGAGCACUGUCGUUUCCGCUAAUCUUCAAGUUCUGACUCAAAUUCUUCAGGAGGUGGAGAAGUCCUGUCUGUCCAGAGGAGCAUUGUCGGACAUUCAUGUCCCAGGACAGAUUCACGACUUUGAGCUGUCGGAGAACGAGAAUCUUUUGGCGGAGACUCAAGAUUUCAAGUUCAUUCCUGGCCAGAGAAAAUUGGAUGGUCUCCAAGUCACCUUGGCCAUCUCCAAGAUGCCAGGAGACCAAAUUCUGGCACUCAGUUGCAACAAAAAGCCACUCACGCAAUUCCAGACCUCGAUCGACAACCCUGUUCUUGGACAAACCAAUAGCGAUGCAAACGACCGGAUAGUCCUGGUGUUUGAUGGUUUCCCACCCUCGGCUGCUUGCCAGGCCAUUAGAAAUGACGACGAUUUUGUGGAUGGCAUCACUCGCGAUGCCAAAGACGUCUGUCACAUCGUGCUUCAAAUGACAGAUUUCUUGGAUUGGGACCACGAUCUCGUCAAUUCCAUUCUAAUCAAAGGUGGCCCAGACUUGGUGGACACCAAUUUCCAUCGCGUUCUCAUGAUUGAUGUCCGCCAAGAAUCCAACUCGACAUCUCCUUCCAAGACCAGCCCCUCGCCCAAAUGGCUCCUGUCUCAACGUCUUUUGCAAUCGCGUCACCUUUCUCUGGAGUUGCGCAGUGCUUUGAGGGGCUCAUUAGAAUCUCAAGCCCAAGAUCAACAUUCCUCCCCAAGCAGCACACCCACUGGCGGCUGCUGGCAAGUCACUCGCGACCUGUUAAAUUUCGCACUUUGGGGGCCAAUGACCAACGUGCUCUUCGAGUACUUCCCUGACGAACUGGAAGGUUCCACGGGUGUCCUGAACGAGGACGACCUCUUGAAAUGGCUCAAUGUGGAGCGAGCUCAGAUGCUGCAGAGCAUUUUGCAAACCCAAGGAUUGCGUGAUGUGUCCCUUCCCAGCGAUGAGAUCACUCGCCUCCGCUAUUUGGUGGGAACGACUCAAGCUGCGCUGAAACAGGCAUUGGCUUUGCUCAAAAGUCAAAUACGUUAGUCAGAGAGAUACUUCACACUCCAUCAAAAUGAAGGAUACAGCACAUCAUUCCGAUGAUUAGAUUUCUUUUUCUUCCUGUGAUACAUUAAUCCCAUGUCAUUCGUCUUGUUCAGUCUAAAAAUAAACACCCAUUCCGCCAA